AGAGGGCAUGAAAGAUGACGAAGCUCAACCCAACCUACAGACUCCAGACACACAACAGAUGCAUUAUUAUGCAUUUAGACUACACACUAACACAAAACCAAGGAGAUCGAAAGAAAUGAAGAAAAGCAGAGUGAAGAUGUUCCUCAGAUGUUCUUAUAUUCUCUGGAUCUCGAUCCUCUGUGAAGCUGUUUCAGGCGAUAAUGUGAUGAAAGCGGUGAAUAGUGAAACUGUGUUCACUCCAGUGUCUGGAUCUGUGUAUCCCAGCACCACCAGCAUUACAUGGAAACACAAAGACAAUGGUGUUGUUGUGAAGGUCAUUGAAUGGGAGCGGGAGGAUGAUAGCACUGUAAUUCCCAACCCCAAAUUCAGAUCCCACGCAAGCCUAAACAAACAGACAGGAGAACUCACUCUUAAACAUCUACUGCUCAAACACACUGGAGUUUAUACCCUCGACAUCAGCGGCAAAGAGCAAAGAAAGCAAUUCGUUCUGACUGUUAUAGAGCCUGUCCGCAAACCUUAUAUUAUUAAGAAAGAUUGUGAACAGGGAGAUGUUCCUAAAUGUUCCUUGAGUUGUGAGAGUGAUGAUGGAGCUUCGGGAAGUGCAGUGAUCUGGAAGAGCUCUGGAGAGACGCUGCACGGACGAGAUCAGCAGACGAGGACGAUAACAGUGACCGAGAGCAGUGACCCCGAUAACUCCUACACCUGCACCCUGAAGAGCGCAGUGAACGAGGAGACCAGCGACCCCGUGUAUGACAGAGAUCUGUUUCACGACUCAUUUACAAUAUCUGACAUUGUAAUUAUCAUUGUAAGUGUCAUCUCUGUGGUCCUUUUGCUGAUCCUGUUAUGGUGUUUGUGGCGCUUUCGUAAGAGAUGCUUGCAGAGCAUAUUCACAAAAGAUGAAUGGGCUCCGUUUCGUAACUGACCAAUCAGCAUCCAAGGUACUACUAAAUGGCAUUCAUGAGUGAAUGACUGAUGCUCAUCAUGAACCUCCUGAAUCUUCAAAUGCAAAAUGUAUCUCGACACAUUCGCCUGGCCAGCUUUACUAAAGCCUCUGCUCAUAACUGUGCUUCAUAACUUCGACUGUCUCCUCUGGUUCUGAAUAUUUAGGCCUAAAUCUAGUUACAUAUGCAAAUACUUUUUUCAAUGAGGGACAAGAUGAGAAUAUCUUCCCGGCACCAAACAGAGAGUAGCGUAUGAAUAAACUAAUUAUUAUGAUUCAUUUUUCAUUUGUGGGGAAAAGCAGAGAAGGAAUUUAAUUCUGUUUUAUGUUGCACCCAAGGCAAAGAGAUUGUUCUGUGCUCACAUCCCAAAUGUGAAGAGUUUGAUAAAGGGACAUGAACCAAUAAAAUUGUAAACAUUGAAUGCAAAUCCUGAAUAAAAUAAUAAUAGAUAAAAUCCUCUGUA
Messenger RNA from Pimephales promelas (fathead minnow), 1404 nucleotides. RefSeq lists its product as uncharacterized. The record is from RefSeq and is a predicted model, not a curated record. NCBI's taxonomy places the organism in Eukaryota, Metazoa, Chordata, Actinopteri, Cypriniformes, Leuciscidae. Gene Ontology annotation, cellular component: membrane.